AUGGCCGAAACCAUUGUUGUCGUCGUCGGAGCCGGUGUCUCUGGAUUGACAUCGGCGCUUCUCCUCUCCAGGAAGAAGGGAUACAAGAUCACCGUCGUCGCUAAGCACAUGCCCGGUGACUAUGAUGGAGAAUAUGCCAGCCCAUUCGCUGGAGCAAACAUCGUCCCCAUGGCCGAAGAGAAAGAAAAACGUUGGGAGUCUCAAACUUGGAAAGAACUGAAACGUCUUGUUGAGGAGGCUCCCGAAGCGGGCAUUCACUUCCAGAAGUGCCAUAUCCUUCACCGAGAGCAUGAUCUGAAGAACCCAGCUGGUUUCCCUGUCCACGCAUUUAGUCCCACUCCUUGGUACAAGAACAUCUUUGACGACUUCCGCGAGCUCCCUAAGGGCCAAGUGCCUGAUGGAUAUGAUGGUGGAUGCGAGUUCACCGGCGUGUGCAUCAAUACAACCAUGUACCUGCAGUGGCUGGCAGGCCAACUACUGCGCAACGGCGUAGUGCUCAAGCGAGGUAUCGUUGCCGACAUUAGCGAGGCGAAGAACCUCAGUCACACUGGAAAGCCGGCUUCAAUCAUCAUAAACACAACCGGGCUCGGCUCGUUCAAGCUGGGCGGAGUAGAGGACAAGACCAUGUAUCCUAUCCGCGGCCAGGUUGCGCUCGUCCGUAACGAGUCGACUCCCAUGGUGAUUUGCUCCGGCUCUGCUGACGGGCCCGGCGAGGAGUUGUAUCUCAUGCAGCGAGCAGCCGGUGGAGGCACCAUCCUUGGCGGGACAUAUGACAUCGGAAACUGGGAUACCAAUCCCGACCCCAACGUAGCGUCGCGAAUCAUGUCGCGGAUCAUCAAGAUUCGACCUGAAAUUGCGGGCGGCAAGGGAAUUACCGGCCUCAGCGUGAUUCGACACGCGGUUGGUCUGCGACCAGCUCGCAAGGGAGGUGUUCGCAUCGAGAAGGAGAAGCUGGAUGACAAGACUAGCAUUGUACACAACUACGGCCACGGUGGCUAUGGAUAUCAGACAUCGUAUGGUUACGCCGAGGCUGUUGUAGAGUUGGUGGAGGAUACAAAAAGACCUGCUUCUAAGCUGUAG
This is a messenger RNA of Clonostachys byssicola, 1080 nucleotides long. Lineage: Eukaryota; Fungi; Ascomycota; Sordariomycetes; Hypocreales; Bionectriaceae. The record is from the annotation of a GenBank genome assembly.